Messenger RNA from Bradysia coprophila, 1581 nucleotides. Its product is annotated as prostaglandin reductase 1-like. Gene Ontology annotation, molecular function: 15-oxoprostaglandin 13-reductase [NAD(P)+] activity; 2-alkenal reductase [NAD(P)H] activity. The record is from RefSeq and is a predicted model, not a curated record. NCBI's taxonomy places the organism in Eukaryota, Metazoa, Arthropoda, Insecta, Diptera, Sciaridae. Gene Ontology annotation, biological process: prostaglandin metabolic process. Gene Ontology annotation, cellular component: cytoplasm.
UCACAAAUGUGUGUUUGUGGUGAUUCUGUUGAUUGUGGUUGUAAACCAAGGUUCAAAUAUCGAAGAGUGAUAGAGUGUUUCAAGUUUGGUUACCGAAUUUUAUUUACCAUAAAUGCAAUAUAUAGUCAGUUAAUGCUAAACUAGACCUUGUUUGCCAAAGGUAUAUAAGACCAACCGCAUUUUUUAUCAAGUUUUAUUGUCCACAGUAGACGUACAUGCUAUUUUAUGCACUUUCUUCGAGUGGUUAGCUUGGGAAAUGUUUAUCAUCCACUGUAUAGAAUAGCCAAUGUGUUAAGUGUGUAGAGCAAAUUGUUUAAGUGGUAAAAACGUUAUCUACCAAUUAAUAUACACAUCUCAUAAGCCUAAUCUGCCCUGAUAAAAACGUUUGAAAAUUUUUUAAUAAUCAUCUUACCGGGUUAUAUUUCCAUACGAUAACAUCUACACAAAUCGUCAACGUCUACACAAAAGUCAUUGGCUACCUUCAUUAAUGAACAGACUGUCCAGAAUGUUGGCUCGCAAAUUUGUGCUGGUAAAACCUUUUGAAGGUUUGCCUAAACUUACGGACUUCCAGAUUGUUGAAGAAACUAUUCCGACUGAAUUGCAGGAUGGAGAAAUUUUGGCAAAGGCAGAAUGGUGGACAGUCGAUCCAUAUAUGAGACUUCGAACCGUAGCGAACAUGAAAGUUGGAGAUCAAUUUGUCGGAGGUCAAGUUGCUCGCGUGCUCAAAAGUCGCUGUGACGAAUUUCCCGAAGGAAGCCAGGUGGUCGGAUAUUUCGGUUGGAGAGAUUUGACAAUUUACAAACCGGUUCCCGGUGGACCGAGAAUCUAUUCAAGUAUUCACGCAAUGCCGGACAUGAAAGGCCUUCCAGAUUCUUAUGCUUUAGGUUGCUUGGGAAUGCCCGGAAACACUGCGUACCAUGGUCUGUUGGACAUAUGCCAACCGAAAGCCGGGGAAACUCUGGUUGUGACGGCUGCUGCAGGAGCCGUUGGUAGCCUUGUGGGUCAGAUAGGAAAAGUCAAGGGAUGUAAAGUUAUCGGAUUUGCUGGAGACGACGACAAGGUGAAAUGGUUGACGAACGAGUUGGGCUUCGAUCACGCUUUCAAUUACAAAAAAGUCGGGUUGGACGAGACGUUUAAGACGUACAUCCCUCAGAAAAUCGACUGCUACUUCGAUAAUGUUGGUGGCGAAUUCAUGUAUCACGUCGUCCAAAAUAUGAAUGAGUUUGGACGCAUAAGCCAAUGUGGCUCAAUUUCGGCCUAUAAUACUAUACGAAAGCCGGGAGAGCUACCACUAGUACCGUUCGACUAUCCUCUAUUCCGUUUCAACCAAAUGAGAAUGGAAGGUUUCAACGUUCGUCGUUGGGCUAACAAUUGGUUCCAGGGCAUCAACGAAAUUAGAGAUUGGAUUCUAGAGGGAAAAAUCAAAGUUCGUGAAUCCGUAACCGAAGGGUUUGAGAACAUUCCAAAAGCAUUUAUUGAAUUGUUGGAGGGAAAGAACACUGGCAAGCAGGUCAUUAAAGCAACUCAAUAAUUCCGUGUCUGAUUGAACGAUGUGAAAAUAAAAUAUUUUUGUCAAAGAAA